CGCACAGUGCCCGCUCCGCCUCGCCAGCUGCACGCCUCCGCCACGCGUCACAUCUCGUCCGCGCCGGGCCGGCCGGCAUGGCUCGCUGGGUGCGCCCCAUCGGCGGCUGAUGUCGGCAUGGACUACGGCCGUGGCGGUGGAGAUGACGCAGACAGCGACGGGCGCCGUGAGACUGACAGGUGGACGCGUCAGCUGCGAGAUGCGUGAGCCUGCGGCCACGCACCGCGGCGACUGCGGCUAGAGCCAUGCCACGCACAGACUGGGCUGCGUGGAGCCAUGUGGAGCAGCUCACCAGAACGGGGACUCCCCGCGGCUCGCGGGAGGUGGCCGGCCUCGCCAGCCAGUCCGUGGCCGCUGGGGGUCUGCGCAUGCGCGUUCGCCGCCUGCCUCUGCGCGGCGCUCACUGUGGCGGCCGAGCCGCCUCUGCCAGAGGAGGACGGCGGCGGCGGACAGAACGCGAGCUCCGGGGCGGCGGCGCUGCUGGUGGCCGCGGCGCUCGACGACGGCCUGUCAGACCUGCGGGACCUCUUCUGGCCGCUCAACGACUCCUGGCUGCUCGACGGCUUCGACGACUUCGACCACGACCACUUUGAGAACGCCGGCGACCUCUUCCCGGAGGCGCAGAGCACGGCUGCGCCGGCCGCGCGGCCGCCCCCGGGCCCGCCGGACCCCGAGUUCGACUCCAACCUGGUGACGAACGUGACGGCACAGCUGGGCGGCACCGCGUUCCUGCACUGCCGCGUCCGCAACCUGGGCGAGCACACGGUGUCGUGGGUGCGACGCCGAGACUGGCACAUCCUCACCUCGGGCCUCUUCACCUACACCAAUGACGAGCGGUUCCAGGUGGCCCACUCCACUGACGAGGACUGGAGCCUCCAGAUCAAGUACGUCCAGAAGCGUGACAACGGCACCUACGAAUGUCAGGUGGCGACCGGCGCCGGCACCAUGUCGCACUACUUCAACCUGCACGUCGUGGCGCCCGCCGCCUUCAUCCUGGGCAGCGGCGAGUACCACAUCGGCGAGGGAAGCACCAUCUCGCUCGUCUGCAUCAUCGAGAACAGCCCGACGCCGCCGCAGUACGUGUUCUGGUUCCACAACGAGCGGGUCGUCAACUACGAGGGGUCGCGCGCCGUCGCCGUGAGCACGGAGCCGGGCCCGCGCACGCACUCGCGGCUCCUCAUCUCGCGCGCCACGCGCCACGACUCGGGCAACUACACGUGCAGCGCGCCCGACACACAGCCCGACACCAUCAACGUCUACGUCUCGCAGGGGGACAACACGGCGGCCAUCCAGCGGCAGGCGGCGUCCGCCCCCCGGCCGCCGCCCCCC
Schistocerca nitens (vagrant locust) is the source of this 1329-nucleotide messenger RNA. RefSeq names its product zwei Ig domain protein zig-8-like. Gene Ontology annotation, biological process: synapse organization. The annotation marks the transcript as partial. The transcript is spliced from 9 exons. The record is from RefSeq and is a predicted model, not a curated record. Lineage: Eukaryota; Metazoa; Arthropoda; Insecta; Orthoptera; Acrididae. Gene Ontology annotation, cellular component: neuron projection membrane.